AUGGAGACACUUGUAUUCUUGGGUGUCUGCCUUGUUGUAGCCCUGACUGUGCCCAGUGCUGAAACCAAGAAAUUCAGCCAAUGCGAACUGGCUCAGGUCCUGAAGAAGAGUGGCAUUGAUGGCUUUGUGAGCACCAAAGUGGCUGACUGGGUCUGUCUGGCAAAAUAUGAGAGUUCUUAUGACACCAAGGCAAUCAAUGAUAAUGGCAAUAGCCGUGACUAUGGGAUCUUCCAGAUCAACAGCAAACAUUGGCAUGACGAUGGAAGGACUCCAGAUGCCAAGAAUGCCUGCCACAUUGAUUGCAGAAAAUUGCUGAAUGAUAACAUUGAAGAUGACCUCAAAUGUGCCAAGCAAAUAGCAGAGGAGGCCAAAGGAUUGACACCCUGGAUUGGUUGGAAGAAUCACUGCCAAGGGAAAAAAGUUGAUAAAUAUGUCAAGGGUUGCUUCUAG
This is a messenger RNA of Sceloporus undulatus (fence lizard), 450 nucleotides long. RefSeq names its product lysozyme C-like. The coding region runs from base 1 to 450 and encodes 149 amino acids. NCBI's taxonomy places the organism in Eukaryota, Metazoa, Chordata, Lepidosauria, Squamata, Phrynosomatidae. The transcript is spliced from 4 exons. The record is from RefSeq and is a predicted model, not a curated record. Gene Ontology annotation, molecular function: lysozyme activity.